Messenger RNA from Babjeviella inositovora NRRL Y-12698, 1830 nucleotides. RefSeq lists its product as uncharacterized. Bases 424 to 1395 code for a protein of 323 amino acids. Gene Ontology annotation, cellular component: plasma membrane. NCBI's taxonomy places the organism in Eukaryota, Fungi, Ascomycota, Pichiomycetes, Serinales. The record is from RefSeq and is a predicted model, not a curated record. Gene Ontology annotation, molecular function: phospholipid scramblase activity. Gene Ontology annotation, biological process: plasma membrane phospholipid scrambling. The transcript has a single exon.
CCACUGUUAAGUGGUGUGAAUUAGUAUUAGAUGUUUGUUUUGAAUGUUUGGUACUCUCAGAAGGUGUAUUACUGGUCAUAGUCAAGGGUUAAGAUAUACUUCAAGUCUGUGUGGUGGGGGUUUAUUUGCCUUGCUAUGGUUUUACGAAACUGUUUUUUUAGUAGGGUGAGAUGGCUAGGACAGAGUGGAUGUUUAUAGCUAACAAAUUCUCAACGAAUUAGAUCCAGUCGAUGAGAAAGUUGCCUGAGGUUUGGAUGUACCGAAAUUCAACCGCCAGAUCCGCACUAACUAGACGUAGUAAAUGCACGGAAUUCACGGUACAGCAUGCAGGACGCCGCCACCACGCCUGGUUAACAUUUUUGUUCGAGAUUACCAAGACGUCUACCCUCUUUCGCCGUUCCUCAAUUAACUUUACAUCCCAAGAUGAUUAGAACGGUAUUACCGAGGCUCGCUAGAACUAUUUACACACCCGGCGUGAUGCCUGUGAGAGCCUACACCGACCCGCGCAUCAGACGCAACGUGAAAGCGGUCCUUGCAAGACGAUCCAGGAAAAUGCGAGAACAAGGAGUGGAAUGGGCAGAACCCAAAACGGCGGUACCACGGUUCCAGCCGCAGUAUGACUAUCCAACCUAUGCUGUUCCCAAUCCGCAGGGAGUUCUCACUGCCCAAGAAACUAUCUCUAGCAUUCUCUCGCAGCCAACACUUGUGGUCGAGCGCCAGAUCGAAAUGAUGAAUGUGGUUUUGGGGUUUGAACAGGCUAACCACUACCGCAUCAUGGAUGCUAUGGGGAACGUACUUGGGUCGAUGCGUGAGCGUGAUUUUGGUAUCGGCAAGAUGAUCCUCCGCCAAGUUACGCGCUUACACCGUCCAUUCUUGGUUGACGUGUUUGACGUGAACGAAAACCACAUUUUCACUAUCCGCAGACCGUUCAGUUUCAUCAACUCGCACAUCAAAGCGAUUUUGCCAGGGGUGCAAGGCGACGACACUGACGGAGUGGUGAUCGGCGAGAGUAUCCAGAGCUGGCACUUGUGGAGAAGGCGGUACAACUUGUUCAAGAAAACUGGGGUGGACAACUAUGACCAGUUCGGGAGCAUUGACUCCGGAUUCUUGAGCUUCAAUUUCCCUGUGCACGACGAGAAUGGCGGUGUGAUGGGGGCCGUAGACAGAAAUUGGGUCGGCUUGGGGAGAGAGAUGUUUACCGACACCGGCGUAUAUGUGUUGCGGUUUGACCCAGCGUCGUUCCAGGGGAUGGAAGACGUAUAUCCACAACUCUCAGGGCCUAUGGCAUUGGACCAGCGUGCGGUGAUGUUGGGGAAUGCUGUGAGUAUUGAUUUUGAUUAUUUUUCGAGACAUUCUGGGAGAGGCGGGUUGAUGUCGUUUGGGAGUUACGAAUAAGGAAGUGAAAAGCGGGUAGUGAGUGCUUGUGGAACACCGGUCUUGUUUAUCUGCUUGCAGUGAUGCCUUAAUGUGAUGUAUAGAGAUCUUAGCAUAAGCAUUCUACAAAGAGCUUUAUGGCCACAAAUCCUGACUGCUUCGUGCAGCAUACCGUGGAUAUUCCUCCAUUUGUACAUAUCACUUAUCUGACUAAGAUUUAUUUUACGGCAGAAAGAUUCCACUCGGACCUAUAUGAACGACGUAUCACUCGUUUUGUCUCAAUCCAUGGGAUGUUUGUCCAUUUCAAUUGAGAUCUUAAUGGAGGUUCAAUUGCCAAUUUCUUUGAUAUUAGAUAUUUUCAUGUAAAUACCCAUGAAUUUCCCAGAAUACAUGGCCUUACAGCAAGAACGUAUAGGCGGAUGCUCGUUCUACUAGGCACAUUUAGACUGUUUUCCA